GAGAGAGGGAGAGCUGUGACAGCGCUCAUCACCCACUGAACAACCAGGACGGGUUGCAUCCGAGCAAUCGCUGCCAUUCGCAGACGGAGUUUACAGCCUUUGCGCCGCUUUUUCUUUCGAUCUUUUUUCCGCCGCACCCCCUCCCUGUCCCGGUGCUGCCUCAGCCAGUCGACCAUGGUUUCUAUAAUUUCAGACCUGGACCCUCUGAAAAGCUGGAACGUGUUAAGGCAGGACGCCAGCGACCUCUCCGGACCGAUACAAAGUAACGGCACGGCCGGGAAGAUGAACGGGGCGCUGGAGCAUUCGGACCAGCCGGACCCGGACGCCAUCAAGAUGUUCGUGGGCCAGAUCCCGCGCUCCUGGUCAGAGAAGGAGCUGAAGGAGCUGUUCGAGCCGUACGGAGCCGUUUACCAGAUCAACAUACUCCGAGACCGCAGCCAGAACCCUCCACAGAGCAAAGGCUGCUGUUUUGUCACGUUUUACACAAGGAAAGCUGCCCUUGAAGCCCAGAAUGCACUGCAUAACAUAAAGACCUUAACAGGGAUGCACCACCCGAUUCAAAUGAAACCCGCAGACAGUGAGAAAUCUAACGCGGUUGAAGACAGGAAGUUGUUCAUCGGCAUGGUGUCGAAGAAGUGCAACGAGAACGACAUCCGGGUCAUGUUCUCUGCGUUCGGACAGAUCGAGGAGUGCCGGAUCCUCAGAGGGCCCGACGGACUGAGCAGAGGAUGUGCGUUUGUCACGUUUUCCACCAGAGCUAUGGCACAGAAUGCAAUCAAAGCCAUGCACCAGUCUCAGACUAUGGAGGGCUGCUCGUCUCCCAUUGUGGUGAAGUUCGCCGACACACAGAAGGACAAGGAGCAGCGGCGUCUGCAGCAGCAGCUGGCGCAGCAGAUGCAGCAGCUCAACAGUGCGACCACCUGGGGGAGCCUGACGGGCCUGGGCGGCCUCACCCCGCAGUAUCUGGCUGUAAGGAGAGCCGCCGCGUCGCCCACCUCCACCAUCACCUCCUCCACCCCUUACUGCAGCCCCAUGGCCAACGCCGCCGCAUUGCUUCAGCAGGCGACCUCCUCCGGUAACCUCGGAGCCUUCAGCGGGAUCCAGCAGAUGGCCGGUAUGAGUGCUCUGCAGUUGCAGAACCUGGCCACUUUAGCAGCGGCGGCGGCGGCGGCCCAAAACUCAGCCAGUCCCUCCACCGCAAACCCCCUGUCCUCCAACGCCGCCUCCCUGGGAGCGUUGGCCAGCCCAGCAGGCACCACAGCCAGCUCCAACGCCGGUGCCAUGAACUCUCUGACCUCUCUGGGCACCCUGCAGGGCCUGGCAGGCGCAACUGUGGGCCUGAAUAACAUAAAUGCACUAGCAGGUAGCAUCAACAUUGCUCAAAUGCUCUCAGGUAUGGCGGCUCUAAACGGAGGCCUGGGCGGCGCCGGGCUUACCAACGGGACGGCGGGCACCAUGGACGCGCUGACGCAGGCUUACUCAGGGAUCCAGCAGUACGCCGCCGCAGCGCUGCCCACCCUCUACAGCCAGUCCCUGCUGCAGCAGCAAGGGGCCGCCGGCAGCCAGAAAGAGGGUCCCGAAGGUGCCAACCUGUUCAUCUACCACCUGCCCCAGGAGUUUGGAGACCAGGACAUACUCCAGAUGUUCAUGCCUUUCGGAAACGUGGUCUCUGCCAAAGUCUUCAUCGACAAACAGACAAACCUUAGCAAGUGCUUCGGCUUCGUCAGCUACGACAAUCCAGUGUCGGCACAGGCAGCCAUCCAGGCCAUGAACGGCUUCCAGAUCGGCAUGAAGCGGCUGAAGGUGCAGCUGAAGCGCUCCAAGAACGACAGCAAACCGUACUGAUCUUAGCACUAGGGUCUAUCUGCUCCCCAUGUUAGCACUGCUAGGAACAACCCAUCCUCCAUCCGCCUGUUAGCUCAUCGUUUGCCUAGCAUGUCUCCGUGGCGUCCCAAACAAACAAACAAACAAACAAACAAACACACACACACACGAAAAAAAAACUUUUAAACAAAAACACAAACGAAAAAAAAUCCCCCUCCCUCUUCCUCCUCCUCCUCCUCCUCCUCCACCGCCAAACAAACAAACAGACAAACAAACAAACAAACAAAAAAGUGUCAUCGUCCUCCUCCUCGUCCCCCGUCAUUGUUUUUUCUGAUGUCUUUUCCGAGCUCACCUGAUCAUAACCUGGUCCUCCUCCUCCUCCUCCUCCUCCUCCUCCUCCUCCUCCUCCGCCUACUGACCUUUUUUGAACUUUUAGCUUUUUUGGACUUUUAUGAUUUUUUUUUUGUUUGUUUUUCCUUUUUUUGUUGUUGUUUUUUUUGCAUGUGACCUCAUUUUGGAUCGGGGGAGGGGAGUUUCAGGGAGGAAGCGAGGUGAGAAAAAAGGGGGAGGGUGAGAUAAAUGAAAUCAAUGUGAAAAAGAUAUAUAUAUAAAAAGCUGCAUUCAUAUGAAAAACAAAAAAGACUGAGAUUUUUUUAAUGGAAAAACAAAAAU
This is a messenger RNA of Acanthopagrus latus (yellowfin seabream), 2496 nucleotides long. RefSeq names its product cugbp, Elav-like family member 2 (gene celf2). Gene Ontology annotation, molecular function: mRNA 3'-UTR binding. The record is from RefSeq and is a predicted model, not a curated record. The transcript is spliced from 15 exons. Lineage: Eukaryota; Metazoa; Chordata; Actinopteri; Spariformes; Sparidae. The coding region runs from base 175 to 1845 and encodes 556 amino acids. Gene Ontology annotation, cellular component: ribonucleoprotein complex; cytoplasm; nucleus. Gene Ontology annotation, biological process: mRNA splice site recognition; regulation of alternative mRNA splicing, via spliceosome.